Molecule: messenger RNA, 1485 nt
Organism: Caenorhabditis elegans
Lineage: Eukaryota; Metazoa; Nematoda; Chromadorea; Rhabditida; Rhabditidae
Gene: grwd-1
Product: Glutamate-rich WD repeat-containing protein 1
Cellular component (GO): nucleus
Source: RefSeq, marked reviewed
AAAAUGUCCGGUGAAAAUGACGUUGAAAUGCAUGAUGAGGAUCCAGUGGAGGAUAUAGACGAGUCUGAAGAGGAAGUUGAUGAAACUGAUGAUGAAGACGAGGAAGUACCGGAGAAUCAGAGACAAGCUUACAUUCCAGGCCUCAGCCGGCCAUUGAAAAAAGGAGAAGAAUUGGAUUUUGACCCUAGUGCUUACAAACUAUUUCAUAGUUUCAAUUCUGAUUGGCCAUGCUUGUCGUUUGACGUUGUUAAAGAUGGUUUGGGCGAGAACAGAACACAAUUCCCUGCCGAAUGUUAUAUUGUCAGUGGAACUCAAGCCGAUAAGCCAAGGGAUAACGAAAUCAUUGUGAUGGGAUUGAAGAAUCUUACAACGAUGAGGAAAGAAAAAGAAAACAAAGGCGACGACAGUGACACCUCUGAAGACGAAUCCGAAGAUGAAGAUGCCGAAGAAGAGAAGAAAAGAGAACCAAAAAUGCACGCUGUUUCGAUUCCUCACUAUGGUGGUAUUAACCGAAUUCGUUCCGAUCGUCUUGGUGACAGUACUGUAUGUGCUUGCUGGAGUGAUCAAGGACGUGUCCAGGUGUGGAAUAUCACUGAUGCAUUGAAUUAUACUCAUGGAAUGAGCGGAGAGUCGAAGACUGAAGUGCAAAAGAUCGAUCGACCCUUGUUCACGAAUAAUGGAUCUGGAAAAGAAGGAUAUGGACUUGCUUGGUCUUCAUUAAAAACUGGAGACUUGGCUACUGGUGAUAUCAUCAAAAAGAUUUAUUUGUGGCAAAUGAAGGAAGGAGGACAAUGGGCUGUUGGAGCUAAUCCAUUAACUGGACAUAAAAAGAGUGUCGAAGAUCUUGCAUGGUCACCAACUGAAACUGGACUUCUUGCUUCAUGUUCCGCGGAUGGAAGUAUCAAACUAUGGGAUACACGUUCUGCUCCAAAAGAUGCCUGCGUCUGUACAGUGCAAAAAGCUCAUGAAUCCGAUGUUAAUGUUAUUUCGUGGAAUCGUCACGAAAACCUCAUUGUUUCUGGUGGUGAUGACGGAGAGCUGAAAAUUUGGUCUUUGAAAACAAUCCAAUUCGGUCAACCAGUGGCACUCUUCAAGUAUCACAAUUCACCAAUCACUUCAGUCGACUGGCAUCCACAUGAAACAACGACAUUUAUGGCUUCCGGUGAAGACGAUCAGACAACAAUUUGGGAUAUUGCAACUGAAGCAGAUGGACAAACGAAUAUCGAAGGAGUUCCACCACAGCUGAUGUUCGUCCAUAUGGGUCAGAAUGAGGUCAAAGAAGUUCACUGGCAUCAACAGAUUCCUGGAUUGGCUAUCAACACUUCAAUUGAUGGAUUUAAUGUCUUCAAGACUAUUAAUAUUUAAGAUGUCUCCCUGUUAUUGCUCCCUGUUUGUUUUUGUUGCUGUUUUUCUCAUCUAUUCAACAUUGUUACUGUUCAUUUUUUUUCGUAACUUUUCUGUUAACCAAAAAAUGCUUUAAAAAUG